Rotaria sp. Silwood1 is the source of this 1744-nucleotide messenger RNA. NCBI's taxonomy places the organism in Eukaryota, Metazoa, Rotifera, Eurotatoria, Philodinida, Philodinidae. The record is from the annotation of a GenBank genome assembly.
AUGACAUCGACAUUACGAAAAAUGAAUGAAUCAUCUGAAACUGGUGAAGCACAUCAAGAAAUGAUAUAUCCGUUCCGUUUUGGCACUUCCAAUAAACUUAUUUAUCUUACGCAAGAGCAACUUGAUCGUAUUCCUUAUUUAUCUGCUCUCGUAGCGCAUAAAAAUGAUUUUUCAUCAAUUGAAAACGAAAAUGGUGAAUAUGUAUUGAGUUCUCGAAUUCGUUAUACUUGGUUUACGGCUAUUCUUCGUUCAAUUACUACCGAACAGCCAUCUGCUUUGUUUACUGAACUACCAGAAGAUGUAAAUGUGUUGGCCAUGCUUCAGUUAUAUGAUUAUCUUUGUAUAAAUCCUCUAUCUGUUCCUCUUUUGAAAGGCAUAUAUUUAGCUCGAUCAAAUUCGAUCGCUAUUAACGAUGGAAGCAAACGUGUCAAAUAUCACCCUGCAACUGUUUUGGAAGCUCGUGAUACGGCUGUUCAGCUCAUUAUAGCACUGACCAAAAAUGAAUACGAUUUAGAUGAUGUCGAAACAAUCCAAGAUAUCUUCUCUCUAGUCAUGAUUAUUCUGUCCCAUUGUCAUGUUUUCGGUCGACGAGUGUGCCAUCAUACGUUAACAGUGGUGAAAAAGUAUUGUUUUGCGUUUUUUUCUCUGAAACAACAAUGUCACCUCUGGAAUACCCUACAAUCCAUUCAAGAUAAUAAAAAUAAAUCUGAUAAUAAUCAAUCUCUUCCUGAUAACUUCUCAAAUGCCUUUGCUUGGAAAGGUGUUUAUGUGCCGAUCAACGAAAAAGAUACUGCUAUUCGACGCUCGGACUAUGACAAGUUAACAGAUCAUUCAAACAAUCAUCUAUUCAACUUUUGGGAAUACAUGAAUAGCUUGCCGAGAUAUUUUGAUAUGAUUUCGCUAGACAUCCCAUCUAUAUAUGACAGGUUGUACUACUUCGAUUCGUCACCAUUAGUACGUUACACAUAAAGCUUGUUCUUGAAUUUUCCUUUUCCAAUUUUUCAUCUUAGAAAUAUCGAUUUCAGCUGGAAAAAGAAGUUUCCAAGCGUCGAGAGGAAUGUAAUCUGUGGUUAACUCUUCGUCCGUCAAUGGGUGAAUCUAAUCUGUAUCAUUUACUGCCCGUUUUACGAACGCAAGCAUCAUUGAUCAUUGACAAUCCCGAUGACAAAGAAUUACACAUAUAUCAAAUCAAACAAGAACAAAAGAAAAACGAAGCACAAUCAGCUCGAUUAGGACGUUUUAAUACAUUAUCUAAACGACCGAAAGUCGACAGAUUUAAGCAUCGAUGUGGUCCAAAAGCCCGAAAACAUCGAUGAAAACUCUUUUUGAGAAACAAUUCAUUCCUUACUAGAUAAAUAUGAUAAUCAUGAGAAACUUUUUUGUUGUUGUAUUUGUGCUCGAUGUAUAUUUAAAAAGCAUUUGCCAAAUAAAGCAACUCAAAUUAUUUACUAUCUCCACAUAUGAUGUGCGACUGAAGAGAAUGAGGGUGUGGGUGUGGGUGUAGGUGUGUGUGGGUGUGGUGUGUGGGUGUGGGUGUGGGUGUGUGGGUGUGGGUGUGGGUGUGUGGGUGUGGGUGUGGGUGGGUGUGGGUGGGUGUGUGGGUGUGGGUGUUGGUCUCUGUAUUAUUUUUGUCAUCAACGACACCCACACCCACACCCACACCCCACACCCACACCCCACACACCCACACCCACACUCACACCCCACACACCCACACCCACACCCACACCCACACCCACACCCA